Protopolystoma xenopodis is the source of this 423-nucleotide messenger RNA. The record is from the annotation of a GenBank genome assembly. Lineage: Eukaryota; Metazoa; Platyhelminthes; Monogenea; Polystomatidea; Polystomatidae.
AUGCCUUCAAUAUUUGAUUACUCCGCACAUUACCAACAGGCUGCAUGCUUUGUGCUUAUGACCAACUAUCUUGCCCCUAUCCUCUUUGUAUCGACUCCCUAUAUUGGUGGAGUAUGGGGUAGUUUAGUGACUAAAUCCCAAAUGAAAUGGUACGACUCGCUUAAAAAGCCCAAGUUUACUCCACCCAAAUGGUUAUUUGGUCCAAUGUGGACUUUAUUAUAUGGUUGCAUGGGUACAGCAUCUUAUCUAGUAUGGCGGGAUGCUCCUUCAGGCCAGGCGAAACUCCCCUUAGCCAUAUACGGCAUUCAUUUGCUCCUUAAUUGGUCCUGGAGCCAUGUAUUCUUUGGUGCUCAUAAACUCAAGACGGUAAGAACUUUAUUUGCCAUGAUGAUUUACGAGUACCAUGCUGAUUAUAUGCUUAGC